GCUCCUAAACACUCUAACAGGAUGUGGGGGAGAAUGGUAGCUAGCCGGUGCUGGCGGAUGGUGGAGUGCAGGCGGCUGUUGUCGGUACCGCAGAGUCCGACCUGGAGCAUAGAACCAGACACAGGAACACAGUAUGUUCACAUACCUCCAGAGGUUAUUGAUCACCUAGAACGUCUGGCAUUAGUUGACUUUCGGAACCAAGAGGGCGUAGAGCGCUUGGAGAGAGCAAUUCAGUUUGCCAAUCAACUACAAAAGGUUAACACAGAAGGUGUCGAACCAUUGUCAUCAGUGUUGGAGGACAGGGCACUUUACUUGAGAGAUGACACAAUCACAGCUGGAAACUGUACAGAACAUUUGCUAGAGAAUGCAAAGACUGUUGUUGAAGAAUAUUUUGUAGCACCUCCAGGAAACAUUCCUUUGCCAACACAGAAGGACAAUAUAUACGCCUCUUCUAUCAAUUAGGACCUGUAUCUGGUGUGAAAACAAAGAAUGCAGCACUAGGAAAUCUCACUGUUUUAUUAGGACAGCUACAGAUGUUUAUUUAACUGAAACACUUCCAUAAUAAAAAGGAAACACAUACAAACUUCA
Molecule: messenger RNA, 588 nt
Organism: Hyla sarda
Lineage: Eukaryota; Metazoa; Chordata; Amphibia; Anura; Hylidae
Gene: GATC
Product: glutamyl-tRNA amidotransferase subunit C
Exons: 5
Coding region: 22-462 (146 amino acids)
Biological process (GO): mitochondrial translation; glutaminyl-tRNAGln biosynthesis via transamidation; regulation of translational fidelity
Cellular component (GO): glutamyl-tRNA(Gln) amidotransferase complex; mitochondrion
Molecular function (GO): glutaminyl-tRNA synthase (glutamine-hydrolyzing) activity
Source: RefSeq, a predicted model, not a curated record